ACAACGAAAAGUCAUAAGAAGUUCUUGUUCGCCUCUAAAAAGUUGUUUACCUUACUUCAUCUACGGUGUAAAGCGAGAAACAGAAUGUCUCUGAUGGAGCACGGUGGUGGCGCCCACAACAGGCCGGUGACGGCAGUGGCCUGGGCCUCCAACAGCAGCACCUGUCCCAAAGACUUCAACCUGAUUAGUAUAACUGAGGAUGGAGCUGCUGCAAACUUCACACGGAGCUUCGCCAUGAAGGCUGGCUACUACCUCUGCUACAGCAAGGACAUGUCAGGUGGUAUGGUAGUAUCAGAUGUCCAGGUGAUCUCAGACAAGGAGACUGUUCCUCAUGGGUACUGUUACAUACCUGAACACCUGGAGCCUAGGGCCUCCGUGUCUAAGAAGAAGCGUGUGUGUGUCCGCAUGGUGCCAGUGGGCGGUGUGGAAACUGCUGUACUGGAUAUCAAACUGACUGCUAAGACCAGGAGGAUGCUGCAACACUACACCUGCUUAGGGGACAUGCAUGGCUAUGUGAUGUGGUGUAAGAAGGGGCCCUUCUCCAGCCCUCUACCCCAGGCAAAGCCUCGCAGCCUCAGCCUUGACCUCCGGCAGCUCUCCCUGGACCAGAACCCCCCUCCGCUACCCCUCAGACCCAGCAACGCUCCACCCAUGCCCCCUGGCAGGAAGCUCAGUCAUCGCCGCAGCAACCUCCAAUUGCACGACACUGUGGACAAAGUGGUUGACAGCAGCAACAUCUACGGCAUCUCAGCCAUAGAUGGUGUUCCCUUCACUCUACACCCCAAGUUCAAGACCCAAACGAACGGCACGACCCCAACAAACACUCUGAACAACAUUCGCAUCAAGUCUGUCCAGGACAUUGAAAAUGAGUACAACUACACUUUCACCGUGGAGGAAAACGCAGCCAAGAGAACCACACCUCUCACCACAGGAAGCACAUCUUAAGCUCAAUGACCUUUCAUCUCCGACCUCAACAACGGCGGCCUGCUCGACCCACAACACUACGGAGGUCAAUGUGAUAUAUGCCUGGGUCAUGAAAUGAUAAUCAAUGUCCAAGUGCCUAGAAGAUGACUGACUAGAACAGAAGAGUCAUUCUACAUUCCAGAGUUCCUUUGUUGUACCCACAUUCUUAUUCCGUGUUCUAAACUCUUGCACAUUUCAUUCUCACGCCCCGUAUAUGGGGACAGUUUUAUAUGUUAGGGAUGAUUCUUCCCCCGUAUAUGGGGCCAGUUAUAUAUGUCAGGGAUGACUCUUCCCCUCUAUAUGGGGCCAGUUAUAUAUGUCAGGGAUGACUCUUCCCCUGUAUAUGGGGCCAGUUAUAUAUGUCAGGGAUGACUCUUCCCCCGUAUAUGGGGCCAGUUAUAUAUGUCAGGGAUGACUCUUCCCCCGUAUAUGGGGCCAGUUAUAUAUGUGAGGGAUGACUCUUCCCCCGUAUAUGGGGCCAGUUUUAUAUGUUAGGGAUGAUUCUUCCCCCGUAUAUGGGGACAGUUAUAUAUGUUAGGGAUGAUUCUUCCCCCGUAUAUGGGGCCAGUUUUAUAUGUUAGGGAUGAUUCUUCCCCCGUAUAUGGGGCCAGUUAUAUAUGUCAGGGAUGACUCUUCCCCCGUAUAUGGGGCCAGUUAUAUAUGUCAGGGAUGACUCUUCCCCCGUAUAUGGGGCCAGUUAUAUAUGUCAGGGAUGACUCUUCCCCCGUAUAUGGGGCCAGUUAUAUAUGUCAGGGAUGACUCUUCCCCCGUAUAUGGGGCCAGUUAUAUAUGUCAGGGAUGACUCUUCCCCCGUAUAUGGGGCCAGUUAUAUAUGUCAGGGAUGACUCUUCCCCCGUAUAUGGGGCCAGUUAUAUAUGUUAGGGAUGAUUCUUCCCCCGUAUAUGGGGCCAGUUAUAUAUGUUAGGGAUGAUUCUUCCCCCGUAUAUGGGGCCAGUUAUAUAUGUUAGGGAUGAUUCUUCCCCCGUAUAUGGGGCCAGUUAUAUAUGUUAGGGAUGAUUCUUCCCCCGUAUAUGGGGCCAGUUAUAUAUGUUAGGGAUGAUUCUUCCCCCGUAUAUGGGGCCAGUUUUAUAUGUUAGGGAUGAUUCUUCCCCCGUAUAUGGGGCCAGUUAUAUAUGUGAGGGAUGACUCUUCCCCCGUAUAUGGGACCAGUUAUAUAUGUGAGGGAUGACUCUUCCCCCGUAUAUGGGACCAGUUAUAUAUGUCAGGGAUGAUUCUUCCCCCGUAUAUGGGGCCAGUUAUAUAUGUGAGGGAGGACUCUUCCCCCGUAUAUGGGACCAGUUAUAUAUGUCAGGGAUGACUCUUCCCCCGUAUAUGGGGCCAGUUAUAUGUUAGGGAUGACUCUUCCUCCGUAUAUGGGGCCAGUUAUAUAUGUGAGGGAUGACUCUUCCCCCGUAUAUGGGACCAGUUAUAUAUGUCAGGGAUGACUCUUCCCCCGUAUAUGGGGCCAGUUAUAUAUGUGAGGGAUGACUCUUCCCCUCUAUAUGGGGCCAGUUAUAUAUGUCAGGGAUGACUCUUCCCCCGUAUAUGGGGCCAGUUAUAUAUGUCAGGGAUGACUCUUCCCCCGUAUAUGGGGCCAGUUAUAUAUGUUAGGGAUGAUUCUUCCCCCGUAUAUGGGGCCAGUUAUAUAUGUCAGGGAUGAUUCUUCCCCCGUAUAUGGGGCCAGUUAUAUAUGUUAGGGAUGAUUCUUCCCCCGUAUAUGGGGCCAGUUAUAUAUGUGAGGGAUGACUCUUCCCCCGUAUAUGGGGCCAGUUAUAUAUGUUAGGGAUGACUCUCUGACGGGGAAGAGAUCGUUGUUUGGCAGGGCACGCUUGUUUCUCUCGUUAGAAUAAUGGAAGGAACCUGUUGUGGUGUACCUGUUAACGUCAGGCUAUUGAUCUUCAUCUUUAUUGGGAUGUUUAGGGACCAAACUAAAUGUUGUUACACUUUCAAUGUAAAUAAUGUUACUAUUAUGUCUCUGUGGUGAAACAUGGGUCAUUUCAUGGUUUAAAAAAAUAUAAUAAGGAAGUAUGGUUACCGGUCACUGGUUAUAUCUGUAUAUUGUGCCUUGCAUGCAAGUAUAAAGAAAUAAAAUACCAAAUAGUU
Oncorhynchus masou masou (cherry salmon) is the source of this 3066-nucleotide messenger RNA. RefSeq names its product multivesicular body subunit 12A-like. Gene Ontology annotation, cellular component: ESCRT I complex; cytosol. The record is from RefSeq and is a predicted model, not a curated record. The coding region runs from base 85 to 945 and encodes 286 amino acids. Lineage: Eukaryota; Metazoa; Chordata; Actinopteri; Salmoniformes; Salmonidae. The transcript has 10 exons. Gene Ontology annotation, biological process: regulation of epidermal growth factor receptor signaling pathway; viral budding; receptor catabolic process.